This is a messenger RNA of Prinia subflava (tawny-flanked prinia), 2838 nucleotides long. RefSeq names its product chromatin assembly factor 1 subunit B (gene CHAF1B). Gene Ontology annotation, biological process: DNA replication-dependent chromatin assembly; nucleosome assembly. Bases 72 to 1961 code for a protein of 629 amino acids. The record is from RefSeq and is a predicted model, not a curated record. The transcript is spliced from 14 exons. Gene Ontology annotation, cellular component: CAF-1 complex; nucleus. Gene Ontology annotation, molecular function: protein binding. NCBI's taxonomy places the organism in Eukaryota, Metazoa, Chordata, Aves, Passeriformes, Cisticolidae.
GGGGCGGGCGCGCGCAUGCGCGGGGCGGGCUCGGGCGGGAGCGCGGGAGCCGCGGGCGGGCCGCAGGAAACAUGAAGGUCAUCACGUGUGAAAUAGUGUGGCACAACAAGGAGCCGGUUUACAGCUUGGACUUCCAGCACGGAGCGGAUGGGAGGAUCAAUCGCCUGGCCUCGGCAGGGGUGGACACGGCCGUGAGGAUCUGGAAGGUGGAGAAAGGCCCGGAUGGAAAAGCCAUCGUGGAAUUCCUGUCCAACCUGGCGCGCCACACCAAGGCCGUGAACGUCGUGCGCUUCUCUCCCAGCGGGGAGAUCCUGGCCUCAGGAGGGGAUGAUGCUGUCAUCUUGCUGUGGAAGCUGAAUGACAGCAAAGAGUUGGAGCCGUUGGUUUUUCAGGAUGAGGAUGAAGCUCAGCUCAACAAGGAGAACUGGGCAGUCAUUAAAACCUUGAGAGGCCACUUGGAAGAUGUGUAUGAUAUUUGUUGGACCUCAGAUGGAAAUUACAUGGCAUCUGCUUCCGUGGAUAAUACAGCAAUCAUGUGGGAUGUCAAUAAAGGUCAGAAAGUUUCAAUAUUUAAUGAGCACAAGAGUUAUGUCCAAGGAGUGACCUGGGAUCCUCUAGGCCAGUACAUUGCAACCCUGAGCUGUGACAGGGUCCUGCGGGUUUACAGCACCCAGACCAAGCGAGUGGCCUUCAACGUCACCAAGAUGCCAUCGGGGUCAGGAGCUGAGGGAGAGGCGCGGAGCUUUCGGAUGUUCCACGACGACAGCAUGAAGUCGUUCUUCCGCAGGCUCAGCUUCACCCCCGAUGGCUCCUACCUGCUGGCCCCAGCUGGCUGUGUGGAAUCGGGAGAGAACGUUACAAACACCACCUAUGUUUUCUCCAGAAACAACCUGAAAAGGCCCGUGGGUCACCUGCCCUGUCCUGGCAAGGGAACCCUGGCUGUUCGCUGCUGUCCCGUGUACUUCGAGCUGAGAGGAGCCUCUGCUAAAGAUGAAAUCAGUGCCAGCUCCCCCCCUGGCCUGUUUAACCUCCCCUAUCGCUUGGUGUUUGCUGUUGCUUCAGAAGACUCUGUGCUUUUCUAUGACACUGAGCAGUCCUUCCCCUUUGGUUACGUCUCCAACAUCCAUUACCACACCCUCAGUGACAUUUCAUGGUCCAGUGAUGGAUCCUUCCUGGCCAUCUCCUCCACGGACGGGUACUGCUCCUUCGUCACCUUCGAGGAGGAUGAGCUGGGAGUGCCCCUGAAGGAGAAGCCCCAGAUCUCUGUCAGGACCCCUGGUGCAGCAGCAGACAAGAAAGCCAAGAAGAGCCAGUCCCACAAAGUGACUUCCCCAGGCUCCAGGCCGGCAGAGGAUCCCCCACUGCCACCCCGAACCCCCAGCUCUGCUGGGAAGGAGCUGCCCUCCACCCCUGUGGGCAUCAAAAACGCUCCAGGCUCAUGCCCUUCCACCCCUGUGGGCAUCAAAACCACUCCAGGCUCAUCCCCUUCCACCCCUGCUGCCAUCAAACCCGCUCCAGGCUCAUCCCCUUCCACCCCUGUGGGCAUCAAACCCGCUCCAGGCUCAUCCCCUUCCACCCCUGCUGCCAUCAAAGCCGCUCCAGGCUCAUCCCCUUCCACCCCUGCUGCCAUCAAAGCCGCUCCAGUGCCAUCCUCAGAGGAGAGGAGGAGCAGCACCCAGAGCAGCAGAGGCCCCCAGCCCAGGAGGGUCACCCUCACCACUCUGCAGUCGUGUUUCAAAGCACCCAGGAGAAUAAACUUGAUUUCCUUGAAGCCAGAUACCCCAACCUCUGCAUCUCCAGACCCAGCUCCCAUCCCUCCUUCCUCAGAACAGGAACAUGAGAGGCCGUUGCCAUCUGAUGAGAGCCUCCAAGCUCCUCCAGCACCCAAACGUGCCAGGACUGAGGAAUUGUCCCUUUCUGCACCUGCUGGGGACCAAACCAGCUGUGAGCCCAACAAAUAAAGGCUGAGCAGAGCCCUCACAGCCUGAAGGCAGAGCAGCCACGUCUGAGUGCAUUUCUUUUUGCAAGGAUUCAAUCCUCAAUUCCCAGAUCAGGUUCUCUGUGCAUAUUUGAUGUAGAACUGAGAAGAAACUGCCAGUGGAAGACCCAGGUUUCAAGAAUGGGGUUCUGCAGCAGGAGAAGUAGUUGGGAAGUGACUUCAAGAAUAAGGAAAUGAGGGAAUUAAAGGAAAUCUGGGGAUUAAAAAUCCAUCCAGUAAGCUGUGAGUCUCCAUCACAGUCCCUAAAUCCGUGUUUAGAAAGCAUUAUGUCUUCCAGUAACUGUCUGGCAAAAAGAACCGAAUGCAUUCAUAAGAUUUGAUGGGGUUCAAGACCUAAAAAAAAGAGGAAAUUGUGUCAUUCCAGCAUUUUGCUUUAUUUCUUGUGUAAAAUAAUGCUCCCCAGUAGCUGUGGGGUGGAGCUGAUUCACUCUGAACGCAGCAGCAAAGCUCAGGACUGGGAUGUGGGAGCAGAAAUGGGAAGAUUCACCUGCAAAAAACAGGAAAGCAAAAGAAGAAAUCCUCUGGAGAGCUGCUGUAAGAAGGAAACAGCAGAAGGUUCUCACUUGUUUAAUUUCUGGACUUAAAAAAGAAAUGCAGGUGUGAGAUUUUCCUGAGGCAGCAGGAUUGGAGUGUGUACAUUGAAAUUUCCCCUUUCCUUUUUCCCCAACUUAACUCCCUUAGCCAAUAAAACACAACCCAGUGGAUGGGAAACUUCUACACCUCAAAUUUCUUCUUAGCAUUUAAUACUUCAUAAAAGCAGAAAACACAAAUGUUCCAGAAGUGGCUCACAAAAGUCUCACAGGGAGGGAAAUAUUAACAAACAACCUCUGUCAGUCCUU